UGCAGCUGAGGGCGUCCUCUCACCUGUACAGGUCAAAAGAAGCAGCGUUGCAGCUCAGGUGUGAGGGAUUUUCUACAGCAGGUGAAUGUCUCAUCUGAGGGUCCCACAGUAUGAAAUGGCUUUCUAACUUGUGUGUGUUCUGACUUUCUGAUUGAAUAAUGUUUGUUUAAUGGUGAAGUUACUCCGACCAUCACAGCUGGAAAGAUCUCAUCAUGAUAAACUCCACGCAGGUUUUAUAUUUCACACUAAGUGCCUACUUGGACACAAAGGGCUUCAAGUCUUUAUAUUUCAUCAUUAUAAUGUGUCUGUAUGCCUUCAUCUUGUUGUCCAACCUGCUGCUCAUCGUGGUGAUCUGUGUGAACAGAAGUCUUCAUGAACCCAUGUACAUCUUCCUGUGCAGCCUGUUUGUGAAUGAGCUGUUUGGUAGCACAGGUUUGUUUCCUUUGCUCCUGGUUCAGAUUCUCUCAGACGUUCACACUGUGUCUGCUCCUCUCUGUUUCCUGCAGAUCUUCUGUGUGUACUCGUAUGUGUGUAUAGAAUAUUUAAACUUAGCCAUCAUGUCUUAUGACAGAUACCUUGCUAUCUGUUAUCCUCUACAAUAUAACACACGUAUGACUGCUAAAAAGGUGGCCAUGCUGAUUGCUGUUGCAUGGUUUUUCCCCUUUCUUGCUGUUGUUGUGUUGAUUUCCUUGAGUGCUCCGCUGCAGCUGUGCGGGAACAUCAUUAACAAAGUGUACUGUGGAAACUACACCAUCGUCAAACAGGCGUGCUUCGACACCAGAGUGAAUAACAUCUACGGACUCAUUCACACAGUCAUCUCCAUCAUUAUCCCUCUCUGUCUGAUUCUCUACACGUACAUGAAAAUACUCAAAGUUUGUUAUCGUGGAUCCAAAAAGACGAGGCAGAAAGCUGUCAGCACCUGCACGCCUCACCUCGCCUCUCUGCUCAACUUCUCCUUCGGCUGUUGUUUUCAGAUCAUACAGAGCAGGUUCACUUUAAGUGUCCCCCAUGUGUUGGAUAUAUUAUUAUCUAUGUAUUUUCUGACAUGCCAGCCUCUCUUUAACCCGUUACUAUACGGGCUGAAACUGCCGAAAAUACAUAAUAUAUGUAAACGUCUGAUGUGUGGUGAUGUGUAAGUGACUCAACAGAUCAGUUUGAAGUCAUGACAACACAAUAAAAGUGCUUCUCUAUCAUUUCCAGAUCCAUCGUGACAUGAAGUCUGUAUUUGACCGCUUGUAGGAAAUGAAACACUGAAAUCACCAGACACAAUGAAACAGCAGUGCUACAGUUACAGGACUUCAUCAUCAUCAUCAUUAUCAUAAAGUCAUAGAGU
Molecule: messenger RNA, 1333 nt
Organism: Labrus mixtus (cuckoo wrasse)
Lineage: Eukaryota; Metazoa; Chordata; Actinopteri; Labriformes; Labridae
Product: olfactory receptor 11A1-like
Exons: 1
Coding region: 213-1136 (307 amino acids)
Biological process (GO): G protein-coupled receptor signaling pathway
Cellular component (GO): membrane
Molecular function (GO): olfactory receptor activity; G protein-coupled receptor activity
Source: RefSeq, a predicted model, not a curated record